Molecule: messenger RNA, 9547 nt
Organism: Anopheles gambiae (African malaria mosquito)
Lineage: Eukaryota; Metazoa; Arthropoda; Insecta; Diptera; Culicidae
Gene: Efa6
Product: PH and SEC7 domain-containing protein
Exons: 15
Coding region: 2047-7008 (1653 amino acids)
Biological process (GO): regulation of ARF protein signal transduction
Molecular function (GO): phospholipid binding; guanyl-nucleotide exchange factor activity; protein binding
Source: RefSeq, a predicted model, not a curated record
CGCGGACAAAUAACACACACGUACACAUACACACACGUAGCCGCAAUCGGCGAAGUUACAGGAAAAAAAAACGAAGUUCUCCAGCGAACUGAGCGAACGAGCGAGAGGGCAAGACUGCGCACGGGAACGCACACAGUCACACCGCUGGGAACAGGGCAGUGACAGCAGCAGCCAGCUAUGGCAGCGCAGCCAGCAGCGAGGAAACACAACCAGCCGCACCAGGGAGAAAGUUGAAAAUAGUGAAAAUAUUACACGCACACACCCGCGCCAAGGGUGCGAAAGAGAGAGCGAGAGAGUGAGUGGGUGAGCGAGGGAAGUGCGUGAUUGCGUCCGGGGAAAGGUGUGCGUAGUUGCUCGGACAAUCGCGUGCCUGCCUUUGCGUGCGUGUCCCGCUGGCUGUGUGCGUGUUUGUGUGUGUGUGUGUGUUCUGUCGAAUCGUGCGUGCCUGUGCGUGGCGCUGUGUGCAGUGUGUGUGCGUGUUCGGGCUAACGGGUGUUUUUGGUGCGAUCGGGAUUUUGGGUGCGGUGUGUGUGCGCGCGCGGUGUACUGACCUGACCUGGCAAAACGGGUCUGGUGCGUGUGUGUAUGUGUGUGCGUGCGUGUGUAUGUACGCGCGUUCCGUGUGCGUGAAAAGUGCGUGAACUUUCCCUCGCGUGAAGCAGCAGCAGCAUCAACAGCAGGGCAACAAACCGACAACCGACCGCUGCCGCUGGGUCAGUACGGAGCUUUUUUUUGGUGGUGACGCACCACCACAACCACCACCAGCAACAACAACAACAACACGGUAGUGCAUUUGGCCAGGUGGUCGGUCAGUCUGUCCCACGGUUUGGGAUCGAAAAGCCCAAAAUCGUUGUGCAAACCGGGGCAAACGAAACGGUCACUGGCUGGAGAGGACGCAAAAGAAACAGAAGAAGCAGCGGCGGCGGCGGUACAAACACCCACACGGUUGGCCAUCAAUCAAACAAGGAAGAAAAGGGGGAAAAGAAUACACACACAAAUAGAGACACUCGCAGUGGCGAAGAGGAGGUGCGCUCUUUCUGGUCGCGAGAGCGUCACUCCCGACCAAUUCCCGGACGGUCCAGCACCUGUCCGCGAACAAGAAAAGAAGGCAGCAGAAAGGUUAGCGGCGGCGGGCCUCGCCCACCGUCCAUCGCCCGUAUCCAUCGAACACCGAUACUUCCCAUUUCCCCCGCCUUCCUGCAGCGCCAGCACCGCUGCCUCAUUCACUAGGUACAGUUUGCAACAAUUGCGCCCGCCAGGGCGAGCGCGCGGGGGCAAAUCGGAAAUUAAAUAAAAUAAAACCGCACCGCCGUCGCCGCCGCCGCCCCGCGCGGUACGGCGACACGUUCUAACCCGCGCGCGCGUGUGUGUUUCUGUGUGUCAGUGUGUGUCUUCAUCAUCAUCAUCAUCACCCAUCAGCGCUGCCUCAGCAACAAAACUCAGCAACAAUCAACUCGGCAAACUCGGUUUGCCCCUCAAAAGCAGCAACAGAAACUACUCACAAUCAUCAACGCACCGUUUUCCCCCCAAAAAAACGAAAAAAAACUACUUCGCGCGCCUCGCGAAACGCAAUCAGCCGGAUGAACUUUUCGCUGUCCCGCAAAAGGAGCAGCAGCAGCAGCGGGGAGUGGCAGCGAAGGGUACACUGACCGGGAACAUCCCUCCCCACUACAGCCCGAAGUACCGUAUGAAAGCAGCACGGGUCCGCUAGUAGCAGCAGCAGUAGCGAAACGCAACCAGCGAAAGAAAAAUCGCAACCCCCCGCCCUAAAACACGCCCGAAAAUUGGGCGAUAACAAGAAGAAGGGGGGAAAAAACAGCUGGACGCGCGCGCGCGUGUGUGUGUGUGCGAGUACACGCAUCGGUGCCCCGCGUACCCGCCAUCAUCUGGUGGCGCCGUCACACCGCACACCGCAAGCAACCUUUAAACGCAUCCGCCACACCUCCGGCGAGGGACAUACCGGACCCGGCUCGGUGUGCGUGUGUGCGUGUGCAGUGUGCAGUGUGCGUCCCGGAUACGGAUGACCGUAUCCCCCGGCCGGCCAUUAUGGCUGAGGAAGUGACGGCCGUGCUGCGGAUGAGCAAGGAUGGGACGACGUUCGGCUUUCUGCUGCGCCAGAUCGACAUCGGCGAGCAUGUGAUUUACAAGAUCAUCGAAAACACGCCGGCCGACAUGUGUGCCAAGGUCGAAAUCGGUGAUAUCGUGAUGAAGAUAAACGGCGUGGAUGUUACUGGAUUGGCAACCAAAGAUGUGGUGAAAUGUGUGCGGGUUUCACCGAACCCGAUGACGCUGCAGCUCCGAAAAGAUCCGCAGGUGAAGAGCCGCGUGUACGAGAUGAUUAAGUCGACCUCGCCGGAACGGGUGCUGCACCAUCAGCUGCACCAGCAGCAGACGCCCCCGGCCCAGGGCCCGGAAGAGUUUACCGUGGUGCUGCGGCGCAAGCAGGAGGACACGCGGCUCGGCUUUGUGGUGCGCGCGACCGACCUGCUCGAUCACGUGAUCGUCGAGAUUCGGCAAGAUUCGCCCGCCGCCCUCUGCGGAAAGGUGGAGGUCGGCGAUGUUUUCUUAAAAAUAAAUGACACGGAUGCGCAACAAUAUUCCCCACGUGAUGUAUUAAAAUGUUUAGGACUUGCUACGGAACCGAUCACGCUGCGCAUGAAGCGAGAUCCGUGGAUAAAGAAAUACCUGCGCGAGCAGUACCAGCACGAGGAGCAGCAGCUCGUGCUGAGCGACGACUCGAUCGAGUCGCAAUCGUACAAGGUGCGGAGCGACAACACGAACGGUUCCUCGCCGUCGCUGCCGGCGUCGCGCCUGGCGCAGCCGAAACGCUCCAAGCUGCUGUCGCUCGACUCGGAGCCGAACCUAAACUCGCCGAAUGCCGCCCGGACGCCCGGCAACGGCAACCCGUACGCGGUGCGCGAGUGUCAGUCCGAGUCGGCGUGCCGGCCGUCCCGCAUACCGCAGGCGAUCGCGCACAGCAACUGGAGCGCCCCGCAGUCGCCGUCGCGGGGGCGGAAGCCGCCGCGCGCCUCCCAGAUACCGACGGCCCGGUCGGAUCUCCUCAAGCACCAGCGGUUCGUCAUGACCGGCGAGUCCCAGUUCGAGUCGCGCUACUACGACACCACGACGACAACGACGACGACCGCGGUCAUUAAGGAGCCACCGGAAAGCGUCCGGGACUCGCCGACCAAUCAGCGAUUUGGUGGCGUCGGCGGCAAGCGCAAGAACGCACCGCUGGUCAACUACGAUACGCUUUCCUCGUCCACCAGCCGGUCGGACGAGAACAGCAACAGCAGCUGCCUGAUGGAGGACAACGCAAACAACGACCCGACGCAGCCGCCCUCGCCCGCCUCCCCCCUCUCGCCAACGGAUGCGACGGCGGCGGCAGCGGCCAGCGACAAUAAUGGCGGUAAGCUGAACGCCAACCACGGCUCGAACGGUAACAACAAUCUGCCGGAACCGGGCAAGCCGGCGAACCGCAGCAACGGUGAGGGCGGCACUGACGGUGGUGCGAGUGGAAACCAAAACGCAUACAGCGGCAACGCGACGACAGCAGGCGAUGAUGCGGCCGCCGGUCGGGAGGGCGUUGCAUGGGCGAAAGACUGUGAUAGUUCGGCCGGCGGCGGCGGUGGUGGUGGUGGUGGGGGCACGCGGACGAACAGUGAGGCCGCCGCCCGGCAGCGCCAUACAGGGGCGGGGUCGCGCUCGCGGGGCGAUCCGAGCGAGAUUAGCUACUCGGUGCCAACGUCCCCCACCACGUACAGUGUGGGGGGUGGCGGUGGAGGCGGUGGUGGUGGUGGUGGCGGUGGUCCCGGUGGGGGCAGCGAGUAUCAUCAUCACCAUCAUCACCAUCAUCAUCUGCUGUCGUCGGGCGGUGGUGAGCAGUAUCGCAAUAACAACGAGAUGGGCAUCAACUCGCUACCGACGAGCCCGGAGUAUGGGGGCGCAGCAGGAGGAGGCGGGGGCGUAGGAGGAGGAGGUGGUCAGCAGGUGUUCCGGUACGGGGCCGGCUCGGUGACCGAACACUCCUCGAACGGUGGCUGUGGUGGUGGUGGUGGCAGUGGCGGCACGGGCGACAUGAGCAGCGGCGAGCUGACGGCCAACACGAACAUGAGCUCCGGGUCGGGCCCGGCCAGCGGCAUGGUACGCAAGUGUGACGCGGCCGGCUUCCGCACUAGCCGCUCGGAGGAUCAUCUGCAGCAGACGCAGCGGGACGGCGGCAUCGGGGCGGUGGUUUCGAUCGACAUCGACGAGGACGUGAACAGCUCGCUCAACACGCUGCUCGACACGCGCCACGAUUCGCAGGAGUACGCGAUAUCGGAACGCGAACGGUUUCUCUGGUCGUACAACGCGCAGCCAGCUCCAAAGACGACGGCAGCCGGGGGCGGUGGCGGGACCGAGGGCGCGACCGGUCACGCCAGCGAACCGGGUGGUGCUGCCAGCGUGGUCUCGCCCCAGUCCUACUCCAGCUCGGUCAGCUCGUCGCCCCAGCGCUCGGCCAGCGAUAGUCCGGCUUCACCUACCUCCGUCUCGAGCUCGGUCAUGUCUUCCUCUGGCGGGUCGCGCGAGCACUCGCACAACGGGCAUGCGGGCGGAACGAACAGUUCCUCGAUCGCUAACAAUCUGCCGGGAGGCAAUCACUACCACCAGCAGCAGCAGCACUCGCACCAUCAGCAUCACUCACAGCACCACCACCACCACAACAACCAGCAACAGCAGCAGCAGCAGCAGCAGCACCAUCACCAUCAGCAGCAGCACUCCUCCGGUGUUGGCCAGCAGCAGCAGCCCGGGUACGGUGGAGGCGGCGGCCGCGAUCACAGCGUCUCGGAGGCGGUCUCGAACAUCUCCAGCCCCGACUACCAGGACGAGCACGAUCUGCUCAGCACCAAGGACCUGAUGGCGAUGGCGAUCAGCGAUCCGAGCGACUCCGACUCGACCAUCCUCAUCUCGGAGAACACGCACCGGUGCGACCUGCCGCUGAGCCACUCGGACCGCGACCACAAGCUGGUGAUUCAGGUGAAGUCGGGCGAGCUGGGCGGUGCUGCCGACUGCGGGCGCCACCUGACCGACGCGGAGGAAGACUACGACGGGGCCCGCUGUCUCGCGCUGCUCAAGGAGGCGGAACGGUCCGAGCUGGACAGCUUCGACGCGAUGGACUGCGACGGCAUGAUGCUGCAGAUGCCGGGCCCCAACAGUGGGCUGGUGCCGGCGGGCCACGCGGGCGACGGCAUGCUCGCGUACGGGGGCAGCGUGACGCGCGAAUCAUCCCCGCCCGUGUCCGACGAUGGUAGCGACGUUGACUCGCUGCACUCGUUCCACUACUCGCCGAAGGCGGUCGAUCUACCGUCGGCCGAGCGGCUGGCCAAGCGGCUCUACUACCUGGAGGGCUUCAAGAAAAGCGACGUUUCGCGACAUCUCUGCAAAAACAACGAUUUCAGCCGCGCCGUCGCCGAGGAGUAUCUAAAGUUCUUUUUCUUCGAGUGUCUCACGCUGGACAAGGCGCUGCGCCUGUUUCUGAAGCAGUUUUCACUGACCGGCGAAACGCAGGAGCGGGAGCGUGUGCUGGUACACUUCUCCAAGCGAUACCUGGACUGCAAUCCACGCUCGUUCAAUUCCCAAGAUGCUGUGCAUACGUUGACCUGUGCUAUUAUGCUGCUAAAUACGGACCUGCACGGACAGAACAUUGGCUCCAAGAUGACGUGCGCCGAGUUUAUUGACAAUCUGAGCGACCUGAACGACGGCGAAAACUUCCCCAAGAAUGUGCUGAAGCAGCUCUACUAUUCCAUCAAGGAGAAGCAACUCGAGUGGGCACUCGACGACGAAACGGAUCCAAAGUCGGGCAACCGCAACGGCGACGGCAACGGCAACGGUGGCAAUGGCAACGGGCUCGGCGGCAGCCUCGGCGGCAACGGUGGCGGCGGUGGGGACGGUGGACCGACCGGUGGCAGCCUGCAGGGGCCACCGGUCGGGCCGAACCCGUUCCUCGAGGCGCCGCCCAUGUUUGCGGCGGUCGAGUACAAGAAGGGCUACGUGAUGCGCAAGUGCUGCUACGACACGAACUACAAGAAGACAUGCUGCGGGUUUGUUUGUUCGCUUGCAGCACCGUUCGGCCGGCGGUCGUGGAAGAUGUUCUUCUGCACGUUGCGUGACCUGGUGCUGUACCUGCACAAGGACGAGCACGGCUUCCGGAAGAACCAGAUGUCGGACAACGUGCACAACGCGAUCCGCAUCCACCAUGCGCUGGCGACGCGCGCGAGCGACUACACCAAGAAGCAGCACGUGUUCCGGCUGCAGACGGCCGACCAGUCGGAGUUUCUGUUCCAGACGAGCGACUCGAAGGAGCUGCAGUCGUGGAUCGACACGAUCAACUUUGUGUGCGCCUCGUUUUCUGCCCCGCCGCUCGAGGGCGGUGUCGGCAGCCAGAAGAGAUUUCAGCGACCGUUGCUACCGUGCACCCACAGUCGCCUGCUGUUGCGCGAUCAAUUGUCAUCGCACGAGCGACAAAUUAACAAGAUAAUGACCAUGCUCGAGGAGCACAAGAUGUCAACCGCGCCACCGAAGGGGCUGGCCCUGCAGAACUACAAGGAAAAGGAGGUGUAUCUGCAGUAUGAGCUGAAGCGAUACAAAACCUACUACAACCUGCUCAGCUCGCGGUUAACGAUGGAGCCGCAAGAUUUCACCAACCAGCAUCAGGUCAGUGCGGCCGCCCUGAACGAUACUGGCGAGCGGCGGGACGACUCCACGUGCAGCACGAUGCUACCGCUCGGUGGUGGUGGUGGCGGCGGCGGAGGCGGCUACGAGUACGGUGCUAACAGUCAUCCGGGACCGGGCCAGCAGCGGACGGCGACUAAUGCCGGUAACCUAAUGCCAAACUUUAUCCAGCAGCACCAGGGCCAGGGUGGCGGGCCCGGGCUGAACGCAACCGGUCGGUCGGGGCUGUCGCCGCCGGAUACGACAGCGCUCGGGCAGCUGCCCCGCGUCGCGACCGAAUCCACCAACAGCCUGUAGGCGUGUGAGACCGGCUGGUUCGGCCCAUUCUUCACCCCGCCCCCUUAGCGCCUCCGGGUAACCAAACGUGGGCAGACAGUAGCGAGCGGUCGGUAGCGCAGUGAAGGGACGGGGUGGAAAUUAAACCGAAACACGCUGGGAAACCCGAAACGAAACAUUUGUGUGCAUAUAUAUAUUUAGAGAGAUAUAUAUAUAUACUAUAAACAUUACUGGUAGGUGACGCGGUCAGACAAAUCCGAUAGAAGUAUUUCGCACUAGUAUUCACAGACGCGCGCGGAUGCUUGUCUUGCAUUCCAAAAUUGACAACGUGUGGCAUCAUCUGCCUGUCAUCCGCCUGGAAAGUUAAAUUAGCAACAACAAAAAAAAAAGAAAAGAAAAACGAAGGGAAGAAAAAGUAAUACAAAGGUAAAGCAUUAAUCGCAUUUAUGGAAGUAGCGCUCCUCUAACGUUCCCUUCCUGCUUCAUACUACCUGACUUCCCCUCCCCCCCCUACCCCCUCUCCCCACUGUCUGACGUUUCCUACUUAAACACGCGCCGGAAGCAUUGCCGGCUCCCCGCGCCGACAGUCAACAGCAAAAAGGCGCCACCCACUGCAGUGAUCGUGAGCAUUUAUUUAAAGCUUAUUAUUAUAUAUAUACACACACAGUCUGUUGUAUGUCAUGUGUAACCAUUUGCUAAAGAAGAGUGCCCCCCCUCCCCCUCGCCACCCGACUGCUUUUGCUUUUGCGUGACGGUUUACUACUUAGAGCAAAAGAAGGGUACCCCGGCCGCUUGCAGCAACCGGGCCGCGCUUGCUUUCUAUUUAUUUUGGAUGAACUUAUUAUCGUUACGCAGGCAAAAGGCACUCGGGCUUGAUGUGCUUAUUGUAAGCGAAAUAAUAGCCACUGGCAGAUAUAGUUUUUAUUCUCCUCCUGCAACCAAAAACCAGCCGAACAAAACACACAGUUAGGGCAAUCGUAGCGGAGUGCACUAUUUCCGGUGGUCGUAGUCAGAUUGUAGUCAACACACACACACAUUAGUAGCAGCAGUUUGAGGUGCUUACCAUACCCACAAUCAUCCGGCCAACGGAGCGAUCAAAGCACAGCUUUAGGGCGGAGUGGAGGGAUGGUUUACUAACCCGUUCGCGAACUGGCAAAUGGGACGUUGAAUCACGCGACGUGCCAAAAUUACGUUUCAAUUACGCAUGUUCGACCGGGGGAGAGGAGGGGGGAGAGGGGAGGGAGGGAAGCACGAACCUCCUCGUUGCCCAUCAUAAUCUGUCCGGAUCAUGAGAUUGUCGUACAGCCAAAUAGUGAGGUACGCCACCGGAGGUUGUACCGCGGAGGAAGCAACGCGAUAGGAACGCGUUUCAGUAGCGAAGUGCAGUCGUUUUCCCGUUUUUCACGCACUAAGCAGGGUGGGCAGGGGUCAGGAAGGCAGGGACGGAAGGGACGCUGUGUUGUCAUCACUUUAUAUAGGCUUGAUGAUAGGGUUUAUGAUUCCGAGCCGUGUUUUAGAGAGCAAGUCUACUCUCGCCGGCUGCGAUCGACCAUACCGGGGCAAUUACGCGUUCAUUAUUACAUUCUACUGCUAUACGAUUUAUACCUAAGCACGCAAACACUUUGAUAGGAUUGUAGUCAGGAUUAUGUUUUUCCUCGCCCCGCUGAAUUUUCCCACAAUUUCCUACUACCGGUUUUGUUGCUCCUCACAUACGUAACGGAUAGCGUUUAUUGUGUACACUAGUUCGGUAGGCUUCAUCACGCGCGUAUAGAAUUGUUUACAUUUUUUGUAUUUGUUUUUUGUUUUUUUUUUAUUUGUUUGUUUGAACUUAUUUGCAACAUAUUAUUGGAAGAGAAGUUUAGGGUUUUUUUUUACAGAAAAGUUAAAACAUCGUAAUCAAGAUGAUGAAAGCUGAACCGCGCAGUACGCUUGUAUUUACUGUGUAUGAACGCUUUAAAAAAGAAGAAGAAGAAAAAAACGAAAUCAUAGAACGAAUCCAUUAUUCGGCCUGUUCCGUGGGAUGGGGUAGGGGAAGGGAGAAGAAUGCUGGUUGUUGUUUGCAGUGUAUGCAGUAUUUGCAGUUUAGAUUUGCUUUUUUGUUUAUUUGAUUGUUUUUUUUUUUAAUUACGCCCCCCCAAAUAACUCUCUCUUUCUCUCUCUAUCUCUUUAUCUUGCUAACGCUUCCGAGUGUAAUUUGCUACCUUAUUUAUAUUGGAACCUAGUUCAUGGCAUACAACAACAACAAACAAAAAAAUAACUGAUGCGAAAACGAAAGGCUGAUUUGAGAACGAGAAGACACACGGUUACAGUAGUGCCGAGGAAGAAAAAAACGGGGACACUGAAGGAAGAAAAAAAUGGGAAGAGAACAAGGGGAAAAGAAACGCAUCCUAGGCUAGUUGUUUGAUUUUUUUGUUUUGCUGUUUCGCCCCAAUGAGACUGUGUGUAGUUUUACAUUCUUCCACCAAUCGGACACAGGGGUGGCAAACAGGCGAGCGAUGGUGUGUGAUGAUCGUGACUGCUCCUGGUUUGUGUUGGACUUGGACUUACUUCUUUUUUUUUU